AUGACAACAACUAUGGCUGCGUCCUGCUCGUUGGUGUGUUGUGGAGAGGAGAGAGAUUCCGACAAAGCUGUUAUUGUCCGCUUUUCAAACGGCAGCGUCAAAAAUGCAGACACACUGCAUUUCACGACGUACAAGAACGCAGAUGAGAAUAACCCGAGGAAGAAGAGCAGACGGAUGUUGGUUGCUGAAUCAGACAGAUUGUCCUAUGUUGGAACUAAUUUUGGAGCGGGGUCCUUGAAAUGCAACAACCUUUGCCGAUAUUAUGUAGGAGUGUUGAACAGGCAGACCAUGCAAAUGGAGGUGCACAAUGCUCAGCUCUUCAACAUGCAACCUGAUAUACCAGGAGAGACAACAGAGACUGCAAAACCCCAGGACACUACUCAGACAUAUAGAGAUAAGGUUGACUCUUUGAUUGAGGCAUUUGGCACCAACAAACAGAAGAGAGCUCUGAGCUCCCGCAGGCUGAAUCAGGUGGGCAGUGACACCCUGCAUCAAGCAGUGGCUAAAGCUGCCAACACUGUGAUUGACCAGAAGGGACUAGAAGCUCUACAACAGGAAGUGGCUGAGACAGAGUCCCAGGAAAAUGUUGCUAUCCACCUGCCUCCCUGCAAUGCAGACGCUGACAGACCUGAGAAUGUCUACCUAUAUGAUGAUCUUUUGAGUCCAGUCGAGUUAAAUGCUUUGGAGCAGGCUGGUUCCAAGAUGGCGGCGCUCACCACUGAGGAGCUGCAGAAGAUGAGAGAUGACGGAGGGUGCUUGUGUGUUGUGAAGAUCCUGGAGAACAUGCCAACUGUUGAUGAAACCAGAGAUAAAAUAUCACGCAACGCCUUUUACCUUUCUCUGCUCCUCAAAAUGGCCCGACAGAAAAGCAUCACCCGCAAGUUUGGGCAGGAAGAAGGCUGUCCUCGUAUUAUUCAGAGCAAACUGUUGAGAACAUUCACUGUGGAGACUUUCAACAAUGGCAGGGUCCAGAACAUGGUGUCUUCAUCAAUGCGUGCAAAAUUAGCAGCCUACUCUCUGGCCCUGCUGCUGCACGUGGGUCACAUGACCGCUGAUCUUACAUUACUUCAUCGUGACUUGGGAAUUAGUGAGGCCAGGAUGACUGAAGUAGCAAAGUCAAUGGGACUGACCCUAAUAAAACCAGCCCGGGGGAAGUCUAACGAGGAUGGCCUGCGAGAUGAACACAGGCACGCCUCCCUUGUUCUACCUCUGGUAAAAUACGAUCAGUUCACGGAGAGACGGAAACGCAAGAAAAUGCACUGAAGAUCGAGAUAAGAAAAGACAAGAAUCGGAUACAGAAAUCUCACAAACAAGAACAGUUUAAUAAUGUAUUUUGUAGACAAAUAAAGUGGAGAACUUUGAGUUG
Molecule: messenger RNA, 1366 nt
Organism: Morone saxatilis (striped sea-bass)
Lineage: Eukaryota; Metazoa; Chordata; Actinopteri; Moronidae
Gene: polr1e
Product: RNA polymerase I subunit E
Exons: 12
Coding region: 1-1263 (420 amino acids)
Biological process (GO): transcription elongation by RNA polymerase I; nucleolar large rRNA transcription by RNA polymerase I; RNA polymerase I preinitiation complex assembly
Cellular component (GO): RNA polymerase I complex
Molecular function (GO): DNA binding
Source: RefSeq, a predicted model, not a curated record